Molecule: messenger RNA, 690 nt
Organism: Cladophialophora immunda
Lineage: Eukaryota; Fungi; Ascomycota; Eurotiomycetes; Chaetothyriales; Herpotrichiellaceae
Exons: 3
Coding region: 1-690 (229 amino acids)
Source: RefSeq, a predicted model, not a curated record
AUGGCUGAUCAAGUCGACCAGAAGUACUUCAAGGAGCUCGAAGCAUACAAGUUCAACCUGAAACUCUACGAAAAGCAACAGGAAAGAGUUCGCAAGGUCAAAAAGCCCUUCAUCAAGCUUAUCGAUCCCUCGAUCCUCGGAGAGAUUUCGGGAGCGCAGCCCCGUUUCACCAAAGGCACAAACAUACAUACGGCAAACACUAUGGCGCAAAAGAGGAAUAUGAGGCAGAAAAGAAAAGCAACACUCGGAAAUAAAGAGGCAUGGCUUACCCUGACUAGCCACUAUCAGAUGAACCUGACUAUGCAAGAGUCCCUGGUGCUCAAGGAGAUCCGAGAAGUCAAGCUGGCGGAUUUCAGGAACAUGCAAGAUUACAUCACUAAGCUCGACAAUAUCAAUGCCGACCUGAAAUCACUCGGUCCGACCCACGAGCUUCUCAAAGAGUGCUACAAGUUUUUUUUUCUUGGUGGCUACAGAUACAUGCCAAAGGGGAAGUGUUUGGCCAGGGGCCAACAACAGUCGGCGGCUCAGGUGAGCUCGCUCGCUCAGCAUUAUGUAGAUUCCAUGAUUAGGCCGGCUUCAAACUAUCCCGACGUCUUGGUCUCUGGAGCCCUUCAGCCGGAGCUGGUAGCGUUGACACCCUCUUCUGCUCUACACUGGUCUGCCAGUUAUAACCUUCCUAGCGAGGCGUGA